UGGGGGCCCGCCCCCCUCGUCCCGCCGACUUUAAAUUCUCCCGCACUUGGGCGGCUUUUGCACACUUACCUGCCAGUCUGCCGCGAGUGCCCCGCCGCCCUGCACGCCCAACGACUCCUGUCCUCUGCUUCAGGCGGAAAAUGCUGUUGUUUGAUUGCAACUCAGAGGUGGAGAAUCUGACGCACCUGCUGGAGGCCGGGGCCUCGGUCAACGCACCCCCGGACCCCUGGGAGCAGUCGCCUGUCCACUUGGCCGCAGGUGGCGGCCGGGCUUGGUUUCUUCUCUGGCAGCUGCAGACCGGCGCGGACCUCAACCAGCAGGAUGUGUUUGGAGAAGCUCCGCUCCACAAGGCAGCGAAAGUUGGAAGCCUGGAAUGCCUUAGCCUGCUUGUGGCCAGUGAUGCCCAAAUUGAUUUAUGUAAUAAGAAUGGGCAAACAGCUGAAGAUCUUGCUUGGUCAUGUGGAUUUCCAGAAUGUGCCAAGUUCCUUACGGCAAUUAAACGUAUGCAGACAAAAAACCCAAGUGAACGAUCCAAUAGAGAUCACUGUGUUCCGGUGCUCAGACAGAAACGAAGUUUCGGGAGUGCAGAAAAUACAAGUGGGAAAAGGAAGUGUUGAUGACUCGGUUAUGAGGAGGUGUGAAGAGGCCUUCACUUCGGGCAGAUCUGCUGCUCAGCUGCAAGCCAUGGCUUUCGCUCAUCAGGUGUCUAAACUCCUUCUAAGAAGGAGGAGAACUUUCUUCUAAGUGAAGAUAACAUUUAUGAAUGCAUGUAUUUACAUGCCUCCAAUAUUGUGGUUGCGCAUACUUUGUCUAAGUUUUUAAAGGAAAGUCUAAAGACUAAAUUCUUUUUUUUGUGUAGUAUUUAUAACCUUUGGGAAAAAAUCAAGGUUAAACCAUCAAACUACACCCAGAAUUUAUUUGAAAAUUAAACUUAUUUUUUAUUAACAAAUUUAUAAUAAACUUUACUACAGUC
This is a messenger RNA of Myotis lucifugus (little brown bat), 973 nucleotides long. RefSeq names its product ankyrin repeat domain 37 (gene ANKRD37). The transcript is spliced from 5 exons. Bases 141 to 617 code for a protein of 158 amino acids. Gene Ontology annotation, molecular function: protein binding. Lineage: Eukaryota; Metazoa; Chordata; Mammalia; Chiroptera; Vespertilionidae. The record is from RefSeq and is a predicted model, not a curated record.